Messenger RNA from Cylindrotheca closterium, 1152 nucleotides. Lineage: Eukaryota; Bacillariophyta; Bacillariophyceae; Bacillariales; Bacillariaceae. The record is from the annotation of a GenBank genome assembly.
AUGCAGACUGGUUCGGCUGACAGGAGUGGUGGACCACAGCCUCGAAAGCAAAAGAUUGGCAUUCAGGGGUGGAAUAUGGCUCAGUUUGGCGGACGGAAGAGAGUACCACAGCCUAUUUUAAGACUUUCAAGAUUUGGGACAUCACCACAACACGACAUAUUGGCAAACUGGCAGGUACAAUUGGAUGCUGUCAGAGCAGCCAAAGAGGACGUCAGUGUUGCAAGUACACAGAGCUCCAACGUACAGGUUGGCAGGGAAGUAGCUGUGAUGCAUUCCCAAGCUCAUUGGGGACUCAAAUACAAGGAUAGCGGCGAUCUGGUAUAUCUUGAUUCAAAUGAUUAUAAGGAUGGCAAGAUUCCGGAGCAUUUUGAUAUGCAUGAUCCAAAGUGGUUUCGUUCGGGCGCAACAGGUCUGUCCCUUGACACUGGUUCUACAUUUCAUCUUUGCAAAGAUUCGAUGAAUGCGAAGAUGGGAACACUGAAAGAGCUUCCAUAUAUGUUCAAUUAUGGAACAAAUGUCGGCGGAGGUAGGAAUCUAACACAUGAAGUUGAGAGUAAACACAUGGAUAAUAUGUGCAAGUAUGACGCUGAUGCCAUCUGUGAUGUGGACAGUGCGUCUUUAUUGGUCAAAGAAGGGUAUUGUAUCGUGAUGGAUACCGACGUAGAAAAUGCAUUUAUUGUUUCCAAAGAUGGGAAUCAAUGGAUUUACAGAGAAAAGGAUGGGUUGUAUACUUAUGAACCCCAUGAGGGGGAGAGUCAUUGCAAUGUGUGCAUGGAAAUUGGACCGACGGGUGAAGCCUGCAGGUCGUGCAGAGCCCAUGUUGGUUUCAUGCCGGGUGAAUCGUAUCAUGGCGGCAACAAUAACACAGCUAGUCAACAUACUUCCCGUUACUCUGGUCUCCAAACUGUAAAAAAGAACAUAGAGGGUUACACUCCACGACAAGUUGACCGAGCAAACGCUGCAAGAUCCGGGUAUCACAUGGGUGGUGCACCAGGGAUUGAAGCAUUCAAAGUUGCCGUACGCUCAGGUUUAUUCAAGAAUUGCCCCAUUCAGGUCUGUAGAGCAAGUCCAUCUGACAACAACAACAUUAUGACAAGAUCAGAUGUCGACGAUCUGUCUCUCUUUGGGCGUCCCGCCUCUCACAACAGCUGA